GAGUUUUUUCUCAAAAUAAGAUCCAGUAACUUGAAAUGAAAAAUCUACACAACACCAAACAGCUGAUUCAUGCUUUCGUUACAAGUUGCAAGCCUGCAAGAAAAAGUAGGCUGUCCUUGGAAAUUGGCAAAGCUGACCUGAGAUUAUUUUAUUGUUUUUGGAUUAUCAAAGAAUAAUUAAUAAUAUUUUUUAAAAUUCCUUUGAUAAAUCAAUAAUCAAUGGCUGGACGAUCUGCUGUCUCCAAAGCUCCCCAAGUAUUCACUGCUUUCCAGAAAUGGACGUUCAACAAUUAUGGUUACAAUAGAUACGGAUUGCUGAACGAUGACUGUUUGCAAGAGGAGGAAGAUGUCGAUAUUGCGAAGGCAGUGGAGCGCCUGCCACAGCCUCUCAUGGAUGCUCGCAACUACAGGCUCCUCAGAGCUUUCAACCUCUCCAUGCUGCAGAGAUACCUGCCCAAGGAGGAGUGGACCAAAAUCGAAGAUGAUGUACGUUACCUUGAACCCUACAUUCAAGAAGCCAGAAAAGAAAGACUAGAAAAGGAAGAAUGGGAGGCCAACCAUUAGAAAUACCCCAUGCUUUGAUAGUUAUGUAAAUAGAAUUUAUCUCCUACCGAUGGCGAAUCAUUUCCAAAUAAACUCUUAUCAUGAUCAAUUAUCUUAAUGUUCAAUGUUGAAAUAUUAAACUCUUCGAUUGAUUUAUUAAGUUAUGAAUUCACGUUUAUGAAAACUUUGAAAUACAAAAUAAUGUUGUCACAUUAUAAAUCAAAAUCAAUAAUUGAGUUGUAAAUCUGUUACAAUAAAAAUUUGGAAUGAUGUA
Molecule: messenger RNA, 816 nt
Organism: Nilaparvata lugens (brown planthopper)
Lineage: Eukaryota; Metazoa; Arthropoda; Insecta; Hemiptera; Delphacidae
Product: cytochrome b-c1 complex subunit 7-like
Exons: 4
Coding region: 219-563 (114 amino acids)
Biological process (GO): mitochondrial electron transport, ubiquinol to cytochrome c
Source: RefSeq, a predicted model, not a curated record